Messenger RNA from Ricinus communis (castor bean), 1765 nucleotides. RefSeq names its product protein ABHD11. The transcript is spliced from 5 exons. The record is from RefSeq and is a predicted model, not a curated record. NCBI's taxonomy places the organism in Eukaryota, Viridiplantae, Streptophyta, Magnoliopsida, Malpighiales, Euphorbiaceae. Bases 230 to 1183 code for a protein of 317 amino acids.
UUAGCAGUUAGCCAAAAGAGUUGUGCUAUUUUAGCAUUUUCAUAUAUUUUGCUGGGUGCUUUAUGCCCUUUCCUUUUCCUUGCCAGAAAGAAUAGUCUUUUCUUCUUCGUUUUUACAAGUAUAAGAAAUACUACAUACGACGUCUGGAGUUAUAGUUGAGUUAUCACCGACCUGAUUAGUAAAAAUAGCGAGGCAAACGGGAGAGUCCCUCGUCAAUUCUCAAAUCUUCAUGGCAACUCUCAAGAGCAAACCGGGUUUUAACCUCCUGACUCGGUUCCUGUACCGGCGAACUCUAGAAACCCUAGCUUUCGAAGAGGUCCGAUCUUCUCCGGAGAAACCAUACACUUCAACAGCUUUUAUCCUCCACGGCCUCUUAGGGUCUGGCCGUAACUGGCGUUCCUUCUCUCGCAGUCUCACAUCUUCUCUCUCUUCUGAGUGGAGGAUGGUGCUUGUGGAUUUAAGGAACCACGGUAAAUCUGCUGAUCUUAAAAGCUUGGACCCACCUCAUGACAUGUUUAAUGCGGCUAAAGAUUUAAGCAAUUUGAUUAAGUCACAAGGUUGGGCUUGGCCUGAUGUUGUUAUUGGUCAUUCUAUGGGAGGCAAAGUUGCUCUUCAGUUUGCCAACAGUUGUGCUCGUGGUGAUUAUGGUCAAUCUGUUGCAUUUCCCAAACAGCUGUGGGUUUUGGAUUCUGUACCUGGAGAAGUAAGCCCUGAAAACAGUGAUGGAGACGUAGAGAAAGUUUUGAAGACCUUGCAGAGUUUACCCUCAUCCCUUCCUUCACGCAAGUGGCUUGUGAACCACAUGAUUGAACUUGGGUUCUCAAAGUCUUUAUCAGAAUGGAUUGGUAGCAACCUUAAGAAAUCAGGAGAUCAAGAGACAUGGGCUUUUAAUCUUGAAGGUGCUAUCCAGAUGUUCAAUUCUUAUAGGGAGACAUCAUAUUGGUCUCUCUUGGAGCACCCACCAGAAGGAAUGGAGAUAGGUAUUGUAGUUGCAGAGAAGAGUGACCGCUGGAAACCAGAUGUAAUUGAGCAACUUGAAAGCCUCGCUGGUAGGAAAGGAAACGGAUCUGAGGGUAAGGUUUCGCUCCAUGUUCUGGCAAAUUCUGGGCAUUGGGUUCAUGUGGACAAUCCAAAGGGUCUUAUUGAUAUUGUAGCACCUAAGAUUGCCUCCCUUUCAGCAUAAGUACAGUAUCAUCAGUGCUGUAUGUCUUUUAUUGUAAUGCAACAUAAUUUUGCCCAAUCAACUAAUAAUCAUGAAUAAUCUUGUCUUCUCCGGGUAAGUAAUUUAUUUUCCUUCCAUCUUCCGGCCUGAAUAAGAAGUUCUAGAGAAACUUUUAGUUGGCUGCCCCCGAAAACUGUCAUAGGUGUUUUCUCUUACUGUCAAACCAAUCAACAGUAGCUGAAGCAGAGGUAUGGAUCUGGCUUUUGCCGCUGAGGAUUUUUGUAAACGGAGACAAUGCUUGCUACAACCUUGGCUGGGGUCUUACAGUUCUCAUAGCUGACUCAUGGUGGUAUUUAUUAAGCUGAUAAGUCGUGUGAUCGAGAAAUGCAUGAAGGUGCUGUUAGUCUUCUUCUUUGUGGAAGAAGAAGAAUGCAUGGACCAUCUCCAUUAUGUUGAACAAAGAAUUCACUGGAGAUUAUCAUUUUGGUUUUAAGCUGAAACCUUUUCUUUUUUUUAAUUCUUGUAACUCUUAAACUUUUGAAAAAAUAACAUGUAAACAGUUUUGUGUAAUUUUAUUUUCUAAGUGGACAUAUGUUUUGCUGA